AUGAAGUUGAACAUCAGCAACCCGGGCACCGGAGCUCAGAAGCUCAUCGAGGUCGAGGAUGAGCGCAAGCUGAGGGUCUUCAUGGAGAAGCGCAUGGGCGCAGAGGUCUCUGCCGAGGCUCUCGGCGACGAGUGGAAGGGCUACAUCUUCAAGAUCACCGGUGGCAACGACAAGCAGGGUUUCCCCAUGAAGCAGGGUGUCCUGCUGCCCAACCGUGUCCGCCUUCUGCUCGCCGACGGCCACUCGUGCUACCGCGCCCGCCGCACUGGCGAGCGCAAGCGCAAGUCGGUCCGCGGCUGCAUCGUCGGCAUGGACCUGUCCGUCCUGGCUCUGUCCAUCGCCAAGCGCGGCGAGCAGGACAUCCCCGGCCUCACCGACGUUGUCCACCCCAAGCGCCUCGGCCCCAAGCGCGCUACCAAGAUCCGCAAGUUCUUCGACCUCAGCAAGGAAGACGAUGUGCGGAAGUACGUCAUCCGCCGCGAGGUCCAGCCCAAGGGCGAGGGCAAGAAGCCUUACACCAAGGCCCCCAAGAUCCAGCGCCUGGUCACCCCCCAGCGCCUGCAGCACAAGCGCCACCGCAUCGCACUCAAGAAGCGCCAGUCCGAGAAGGUCAAGGACGCUGCCAACGAGUACGCCCAGAUCCUCGCCAAGCGUGUGGCCGAGGCCAAGGCUGUCAAGUCGGAGGCCCGCAAGCGGAGGGCCAGCUCCAUGCGCAAGUAA
Molecule: messenger RNA, 720 nt
Organism: Gaeumannomyces tritici R3-111a-1
Lineage: Eukaryota; Fungi; Ascomycota; Sordariomycetes; Magnaporthales; Magnaporthaceae
Product: 40S ribosomal protein S6-B
Exons: 4
Coding region: 1-720 (239 amino acids)
Biological process (GO): translation
Cellular component (GO): ribosome
Molecular function (GO): structural constituent of ribosome
Source: RefSeq, a predicted model, not a curated record